Sardina pilchardus (European sardine) is the source of this 3825-nucleotide messenger RNA. RefSeq lists its product as uncharacterized. The coding region runs from base 1 to 3825 and encodes 1274 amino acids. The record is from RefSeq and is a predicted model, not a curated record. NCBI's taxonomy places the organism in Eukaryota, Metazoa, Chordata, Actinopteri, Clupeiformes, Clupeidae. The transcript has 10 exons.
AUGCACCUGCCAGCUUGGGAUCCAUCUGUGUUUGAGAGAGCAGGAGAAGUGAUACGGCAGAACCAACAGCAGAUGAGCCUGGUCCUGCACUGCCAUCGGCCAGCACAAUCACUGAGAAAGGACCUCUGCUGUGCCAUUCUCAGUAUUCUACCACACAUCACCUCUCUCAGAUUCACAGAAGAGGACAUGAAUGAGUAUCCAAAGAAAGUGUUCCGGUUCCUGCUGGAUCUGAGUGUAGCAGCAGUGGUGUCUGAUUCAGCUACAGGAGAGAGCUUCUCUGAACUCUUGUGCUCUGUGUGCACCUUCCCUUUUGAAGAAAUUGAUAAACAUGCUCAUUAUUACAAUGGUUCUCACAAUGAGUUUCUGCUGGAUCUGUGUUCGAGAGUGAAAGAUAUUGACAUUUCAAAGGGCAGGAGUCUCUUGCCUGUACUAAAGCCAUUUUACCAGACUGGUCCUGCAGUCUGGACCAUAGACCUCUCAAAGACAAAGGCCUCCCUCCUCCUAGAAGUGCUGAAACUCCAACCAUACAAGAAACCAGUAGAGCUGUGGGGUUGGUCAGAGGAAGAGAGUGAAGUGAGGUGUUUCCUUCAAUGUCUGCCAUACAUCUCACAUCUCAGAUUCACAGAAGAGAACAUGAAUGAGUAUCCAAAGGAAGUGCUCCGGUUACUGCUAAAGCUGAGUGUGGCAGCAGCUGUGUCUGAUUCAGCUACAGGAGGGAAUUUCUCAGAGCUCUUGUGCUCUGUGUGCACCUUCCCUUUUAUGGAGAUCGAUAGACGUGUUGAUUAUUUCAAUGGUUCUCAUCAUGAGUUUCUGCUGGAUCUGUAUUCCUGUGUGAAGGACAUUGAGAUUGAAACAGGAAGAAGUCUCUUGCUUGCAAUUAAGCCAUUUUACCAGUCAGGUCCUGCAGUCUGGACCAUAGACCUCUCAAAGACAAAGGCCUCCCUCCUCCUAGAAGUGCUGAAACUCCAACCACACAAGAAGCCAGUAGAGCUGUGGGGUUGGUCAGAUGAAGAGAGUGAAGUGAGGAGUUUCCUUCAGUGUCUGCCCUACAUCUCUCAGCUCAGAUUCAUACAAAUGCAAAAUAAGGAUCCAGAGGAUUGGAUGAAGAAUGAUGAGAGAUCAUUCCACCUGGAUCUGUGUAUGCAAGCAGCUCUUUGUCAAGAAGAAUUCACUUACUCUGUCGUUCAGACACUUCUGUAUCUUCUUGACAUUUCUGAUGAAUCGAAUUUCAUGUUUGACCUUUAUGCACAUGUGAAAGGAAUUGAGUUUGAAACGCAAAGGAAAGUACUCAAAGUGUUACAUUCAGUUUACCAGUCUGUUCCAGAAAGUUGGUCCGUAGACCUCUCAGAGAGACAGGCCUCCCUUUUCCAAGAAAUAUUGGAAUUCCAAAUGGAGAAGAGACCAGUAGAACUGACAGGCUGGUCAGAAGAUGAGAGUGAAAUGAGGAGUUUCUUACAGUGUCUGCCCUUCAUCUCACAGUUGAGCUGUAACCCACCACGGACGCAGAUGCAGUCGUAUGAAGAAUGGAUACAGAGUGUGAGGGGAUUUCAGAUGGAUUUGUGUCAGCAAGGAUUGCUCCAUGAAAAAGAAUGUGGCCAUACAGGUGUACAGAGACUGCUUAGCCUCUGCAGUCUUCAUGAUAACUCUGACUUUUUGUUGGAUCUUUACUUUUACAUGAGGGACUGUGAAAAUCAAACAGGGAGGAAACUGCUUUCAGCACUACAGAAAGUGUUUCUAUCAGUUCCUGUAGUCUGGUCCAUAGAUCUCUCAGAAGGAAAGAUCUCUAUCUUUUUAGAAGUGCUGAAACUCCAAACACAGAAGAAACCAGUAGAGCUGACGGGCUGGUCAGAUGAAGAGAGUGAAGAGCGGAGUUUCUUUCAGUGUCUGCCAUACAUCUCACAGCUCAGACUUAACUUGCCAGGACCUUUUGAAGAGAGAAAGGAGAGAUAUAAGACACUCCGUUUGGGUCUGUGCCUGAAAGCUGCUCUUUAUUGUGAAGAACAUAGCCUCUCCAAUGUGCAGACACUGCUUAAUCUUUUACAUACUAGGGACAACUCUGAAUUUCUGCUUGACUUGUUCUCUCAUGUGAUGGACUUUGAGUCUAAAACAGGCAGUAGGCUUCUUCCAGCAUUUCAGCCAGUGUAUGAGGCAGGUCCUGCUGUCUGGUCCAUAGACCUCUCCAAGAGAAAAGUCUCCCUCCUCCUAGAAGUGCUGAAACUCCAAACGCAGAAGAAACCAGUAGAGCUGAGAGGCUGGUCAGAUGAAGAGAGCGAAGUGAGGAGUUUUCUUCACUGUCUGCCCUACAUCUCACAGCUUAGAUUCACUCCACCACAGCUUGCCAAUGUAUCCUUUGAGGAAUGGGAAUGGAAGGUGAAGUCAUUCCAUCUGGAACUCUGUCUACAGACAGUUCUCUGUGAAAGGGAAUCUGUAGUAGCCACUGUCAGGUCACUGCUUACACUCUCUAGUGUUUAUAAUGAAUCUGAUUUCCUCUUGGAGCUGUACUAUUAUGUGAGGGACAAUGAGUCAUAUAUUGAAAGGAGUCUCAUGCCAGCACUGCGACCAGUUUAUCAGUCAGCUCCUGAAGUCUGGUCCAUAGACCUCUCAAAGACAAAGGUCUCUCUCCUACCAGAAGUGCUGAAACUCCAAACACAGAAGAAACCAGUAGAGCUGAGAGGCUGGUCAGAUGAAGAGAGUGAAGUGAGGAGUUUAAUUCAGUGUCUGCCCUACAUCUCACAGCUCAGAUUCAAUGGACUGUGUUUUUUUAAUUCAAGAGGAUUGUUCCAGUUCCUGGUGAAUCUAAGUGUAGCAGCAGCUGUGUCUGAGUCAGCUGCAGGAGAGAGUUUCCCUGAGCUCUUGUGCUCUGUGUGCACCUUCCCUUUUGAGGAGAUUGACAGAUGUGUUCAUUAUUACAAUGGUUCUCAUCAAGAGUUUCUGCUGAAUCUGUGUUCCCGGGUAAAGGACAUUGAGAUUGAAACAGGAAGAAGUCUCUUGCCUGCACUUAAACCAUUUUACCAGUCAGGUCCUGAAGACUGGCUUCUAAACUUCACAAAGAUAAAGGUCUCCAUCUUCCUUGAAGUGCUGAAACUUCUCAACCAGAAGAAACCAGUAGAAGUGUUGAUAUGGCCAGAUGAAGAGAGUGAAGUGAAGAGUUUUGUUCAGUGUUUGCCCUACGUCUCACAGCUCAGAUUCCAAGAGGUUUCUGCUUAUGAUGAUCCAAGGGGAUUGUUUGAGUUCCUGCUGGAUCUGAGUGUAGCAGCAGCGGUUUCUGAUUCAGCUACAGGAGAGAGUUUCUCUGAGCUCUUGUGCUCUUUGUGCACCUUCCCUUUUGAGGAGAUUAAUAAGUAUACUUAUUAUUUCAAUGGUUCUCAUCAGACGCUCUUGCUGGAUUUGUGUUCUCGUGUGAAGGACAUUGAGAUCAAACCAGGCAGAAGUCUCUUGUCUGCACUUAAUAAAUAUGGUCAUUAUUACUAUGGUUCUCAUCAUGAGUUUCUGCUGGAUCUGUGUUCCCGUGUGAUGGACAUUGAGAUUAAAACAGGUAGAAGUAUCUUGUCUGCACUUAAUCCAUUUUACCAAUCAGAUCCUGGUGACUGGUUUAUAAACCUCAGAGAGAGAAAGGCCUCCGUUUUCCUCGAAGUGCUGAAACUCCUCAAACAGAAGAAACCAGUAGAGGUGUUGAUAUGGCCAGAUGAAGAGAAUGAAGUGAGGAGUUUCCUUCAGUGUCUGCCCUACAUCUCACAGCUCAGGACAUUGAAUUUGAAACAGGGAGAAUCCUCUUGCCUGCACUUAAACCAUUUUACCAGUCAGGUCCUGGAGAAUGGCUCAUAA